Messenger RNA from Eleginops maclovinus (Patagonian blennie), 838 nucleotides. RefSeq names its product smx5 (gene lsm2). Gene Ontology annotation, biological process: mRNA splicing, via spliceosome. The transcript has 5 exons. Gene Ontology annotation, cellular component: P-body; catalytic step 2 spliceosome; U6 snRNP. The record is from RefSeq and is a predicted model, not a curated record. Gene Ontology annotation, molecular function: RNA binding. Bases 202 to 489 code for a protein of 95 amino acids. Lineage: Eukaryota; Metazoa; Chordata; Actinopteri; Perciformes; Eleginopidae.
CUUGUAGGUUGACCGGACUGCUGUGACAAAAUAAUUUCCCAACUAGGGAUAAUAAAGGUACUAUUCUCUAACUGAGCUUACCUCUGGCGCCCCCGCCUGGCGCUACUCAGUAACUGCAUCCUGGUCCGUCGUAGCGAUAUCACGCUGGAUGAAAAACGUCAUCAACACCAGACGCACAUCCACAAGACACCAAUAGCAACAAUGCUCUUCUACUCGUUCUUCAAGUCGCUGGUGGGAAAGGAUGUGGUUGUGGAGCUCAAAAACGACUUGAGCAUCUGCGGAACACUUCAUUCUGUUGACCAGUACCUGAACAUUAAGCUCACAGACAUCAGCGUCACUGAUCCAGAGAAAUAUCCACACAUGCUGUCUGUGAAAAACUGUUUCAUCCGUGGGUCUGUGGUCCGGUACGUCCAGCUGCCCGCAGAUGAAGUGGACACGCAGCUCCUGCAAGACGCGGCACGGAAAGAAGCCAUGCAGCAGAAGCAGUGAUUGACCCAUGUCUUGCGUGGGGUUCGGGGGGGGGGGGGAGUUUUGAGUUGAGAUCAUUUAAAGAUGAUUCUGUUUGUGUAAACUUUUCAACUAGAGCUUAAUUGUAUUUCUGACACAGAUAAUUAAUAAUUUGCAAAACAGUCAUCUUUGGGUUGCUUUUCACCUCAGGAUGCGUAUUUGAUACUGUCUUUUGUUUUGUUUAAAAGAAAAAGAAUUUUGAGCCCAGCAGAGGUAAAGAUCUGUUCAAGUGUUUCUGUUGCAUAAUACAAGCUCUGUUUAUCUUAUCUUUAAAAAAGGAUGACUUUGUUUUUUAUGCCACUCCAAAAUAAAAAAAGCUAUUUUAUUUACA